Molecule: messenger RNA, 465 nt
Organism: Lasiosphaeria miniovina
Lineage: Eukaryota; Fungi; Ascomycota; Sordariomycetes; Sordariales; Lasiosphaeriaceae
Exons: 6
Coding region: 1-465 (154 amino acids)
Source: RefSeq, a predicted model, not a curated record
AUGGCUGCCAUUUUGGCAUGGCGCAGGGGUGGAUUCGGCGCGGUUUGCAUCAUGACUCGGCGCAGUCAGUCGCUACGCCGGCACAUCUUGACUGGCAAGGAUGCUCUUCAGAUGCAUCCCAGCGCCGUGCCACUCCUGGCUCCCAAGAACCUGCCCGAGCUGGUCCGGACAGCUUUCAACAGGGCGUGCGCCAGCGGGGACGCCAACUUUUACCCGGGCGAUAAAUCACCAGACAUAAACAUCGGCCAGCCGCAUUCAAUCCCGACCGCACUAAUGGCAAUUCAGGAAAAUGAGGAAUCCUCGUGGGCCAAGGGUCUUGCAGCCGUCUCGAAUUCGCUGGUUAAGCACACGGUUACGACGGCAUACCACGACCCCACGUACGACUUUGUCAUGCGAAGCAUUCGCACCAAGGACAACGACGUCCCUGAGGGUCUGCCGGAGCCGGAGCGUGGCGCAGAGACGUGA